This is a messenger RNA of Otolemur garnettii (small-eared galago), 1525 nucleotides long. RefSeq names its product tubulin beta 1 class VI (gene TUBB1). The record is from RefSeq and is a predicted model, not a curated record. Bases 1 to 1455 code for a protein of 484 amino acids. Gene Ontology annotation, biological process: mitotic cell cycle; microtubule cytoskeleton organization. Lineage: Eukaryota; Metazoa; Chordata; Mammalia; Primates; Galagidae. The transcript is spliced from 3 exons. Gene Ontology annotation, molecular function: GTPase activity; structural constituent of cytoskeleton; GTP binding. Gene Ontology annotation, cellular component: cytoplasm; microtubule.
AUGCGUGAAAUUGUCCACAUUCAGAUUGGCCAGUGCGGCAACCAGAUCGGAGCCAAGUUCUGGGAGGUGAUUGGUGAGGAACACGGAAUUGACUCUGCUGGGAGCAACCAAGGGGCCUCAUCCCUGCAGCUGGAGAGAAUCAGCGUGUACUACAAUGAAGCCUACGGUAAGAAAUACGUGCCCCGAGCAGUCUUGGUGGACCUGGAACCUGGGACGAUGGACAGCAUUCGAUCUAGCAAAUUAGGAGCCCUCUUUCAACCCGACAGUUUCGUUCACGGUAAGUAUUCUAGAAGGUUCCCCAGGAGAGAGGGAUGCCUCUUAGUGGUUCCCUUCUCCCAUCACCUUUCUUUGCCCUCCUUAUUCUUUGUGGCCACAGGGAACUCCGGGGCCGGCAACAACUGGGCCAAGGGCCAUUACACGGAGGGUGCGGAGCUGCUGGAGCGCGUCCUGGAGGCGGUGAGGCAGGAGAGCGAGGGCUGCGACUGCCUACAGGGCUUCCAGCUGGUGCACUCCCUGGGUGGCGGCACAGGCUCCGGCAUGGGCACGCUGCUCAUGAGCAAGAUCCGGGAGGAGUACCCGGACCGCAUGAUGAACUCCUUCAGCGUCAUGCCGUCCCCCAAGGUGUCGGACACGGUGGUGGAGCCCUACAACGCGGUGCUGUCCAUCCACCAGCUGAUUGAGAACGCUGAUGCCUGCUUCUGCAUCGACAACGAGGCGCUCUACGACAUCUGCUUCCGCACCCUGAAGCUGACCACGCCCACCUAUGGGGACCUGAACCACCUGGUGUCCCUGACCAUGAGCGGGGUCACCACCUCCCUGCGGUUCCCCGGCCAGCUCAACGCGGACCUGCGCAAGCUGGCGGUGAACAUGGUCCCCUUCCCCCGCCUACACUUCUUCAUGCCGGGCUUCGCGCCCCUCACGGCCCAGGGCAGCCAGCAGUACCGCGCACUGUCGGUGGCCGAGCUCACGCAGCAGAUGUUCGACGCCCGCAACAUCAUGGCUGCCUGCGACCCGCGCCGUGGCCGCUACCUCACCGUGGCCUGCAUCUUCCGGGGCAAGAUGUCCACCAGGGAAGUGGACCAGCAGCUGCUCUCCGUGCAGACCCGGCACAGCAGCUGCUUUGUGGAGUGGAUCCCCAACAACGUGAAGGUGGCCGUGUGCGACAUACCGCCCCGGGGGCUGAGCAUGGCUGCCACCUUCAUCGGCAACAACACCGCCAUCCAGGAGCUCUUCGGCCGGGUCUCGGGGCAGUUCUCGGCCAUGUUCAAGAGGAGAGCCUUUGUGCACUGGUACACCAGCGAAGGGAUGGACAUAAACGAGUUUGGGGAAGCGGAAAGUAACAUCCACGACUUGGUCUCCGAGUACCAACAGUUCCAAGAUGCCAAAGCAGUUCUGGAGGAGAACGAAGAGGUCGUGGGAGAGGCAGAAAUGGAACCCAAAGUUGAGGGGCACUGACCGCGGGCGGCCGUGUGCGGGGUCUGGGCAGCCGUUUCCGUGGCACUUUCCCUUCACCACCGCGCGGUGA